Molecule: messenger RNA, 2090 nt
Organism: Heteronotia binoei (common prickly gecko)
Lineage: Eukaryota; Metazoa; Chordata; Lepidosauria; Squamata; Gekkonidae
Product: tripartite motif-containing protein 10-like
Exons: 8
Coding region: 1-1557 (518 amino acids)
Molecular function (GO): zinc ion binding; protein binding
Source: RefSeq, a predicted model, not a curated record
AUGGCCUCAGCUCCACCAUCCACAGAGAUAGAGCAGGAGGCCAACUGCCCCAUCUGCCUGGAGUGCCUGACGGACCCCGUGGUCCUGGACUGUGGGCACAGCUUCUGCCAGGCCUGCAUCACUGACUACUGUGAGAAAUGGGAGACUCUGGGAGACUUGGAGUGUCCUGUCUGCAAAUUCAAGUUCCAGAAAGGGGCUUUCCGCCGAAACUGGCAGCUGGCAAACCUAGUUGAAAAAAUUCAACUGGUGCCACAAAGUUCAAGAAAAGAUCUUUGCUUGAGACACCAGGAAAAACUCCACUUCUUCUGCAAAGAGGAUGAAAAAUUGGUGUGUGCUGUCUGUGAGCGAUUCCCAGAACACAAAGGACACACAAUACUUCCCCUGGAAGUGGUUGCUCAGGAAUACAAGGAUCAGUUCUGCAGCCGUCUGGAGAUUCUGAAGAAGGAGAGAGAGAGAAUUGUGGCGUUUCAAGGAGAUGUGGAGAAGGAAAGCCAAGACCUGCUCAAACAAACCAAAGAAGAGAAGCAAGAGACAGUAGCCAAGUUCAGGCAACUGCACACAUUUCUGGAGGAACAAGAGAAACUUUUGCUGGCCCAGAUGGAAGAGGUGGAGAAGGAGGUGGUGAGAAACAGGGACCAGCAUCUGGCCAGAAUCUCUGAGGAACUCUCUUCUCUGGAAAGCCUCAUCCGGGAGAUGGAGGAGAAAUGUCAGCAGCCGGCCAGUGAUCUCCUGCAGGAUGUCAGAAGCACAUUGCAGAGGUAUGAAGACAAGAAGUCGUUUGAGAAUCCAUUGGCUUUUCCUCUUGCACUGAAGUGGCACAUCUGGGACUUCUCAGAUUUAAAUCUCCUUUUGGAGGGCAUCGAGAAGCAACUCAAAGGUAAUGAAGAAACACUGCCGGACCUUCUUGUUCUGAGGAUGUUGCAUGUGGGAAGACAUCUCUGCCUUUUAGAAGGGCAGGAGCAGGCAGGAGAGUCUGAUAACCAAGGAGAGGGUGGCAGAGCUGAUGCCGUUUCACUUUUGUCUCCUCAUUUUCCCUCAACAGCAAAUGUGACUCUGGAUCCAGACACAGCCCAUCCAUGUCUCAUCCUUUCUGAGGGUCAGAAAAGCGUGCGAGUGGGAGAAAAAGCUCAAGCUCUGCCCACAAAUCCUGAGAGAUUUGACUUGGAGUAUAUUGUGCUGGGCUGUGAAGGAUUCACAGGAGGCCGCCAUUUCUGGGAAGUCCUUGUGGGAAGUGAGGAAAACUGGGCUGUGGGGGUGGCCAGAAAGUCUGUGAGGAGGAAGGGAGGCCUCACUUUUACUCCUGAGGAAGGGAUGUGGGCUGUGGGGAAGUGGUCAGGGAUGCACAGGGUUUGUAUAAAAGCUCACCCUCCCCUGACUGUGAGUGGGGAGCUGAAGAGGAUCCGAGUGUGCCUGAACUAUGCUGGGGGUCGAGUGGCCUUUUUUGAUGCUGACCGAGCAGCCCUUCUCUACAAGUUCUCCGGAGCCUCCUUCCAUGGAGAGACCCUCCUGCCCUUCUUUUCAGUGUAUGGAAAAGGCCACCUCAAAAUCUCUUCCUAGGACCUUUUCUUCACACCAGGACCAUCAAGAAGAAAAUAGUAUUUCUCAAUAUUCUUCCUUUUUUCAAGGCCUGUGAAGACCUCUCCUGUCUCCAGCCACCAAAAUUGACUGGGGUAAAAUGGAAAUAUUUCCCCCUCCAUUUCCCAACAUUCCUCCCCCCCCUUGCAUCUUAUUCCUUAAAGUGACAGUAAUGCCUUUCCCAUUGUAAAAGAUACAGGAGAGCUCUGAACAGACCCCGCCCCCCCCCCUUGAUCUCUCCAGCCUUCGUUCUCCUCAAGCACAAGGGAGGAACUGCUGCAGAGCCUACAGAGGAAGACGAGGUCCUGCAUGUUUGAGUUACUAUUUGGGAUUUCCUCUCUUCUUUAAUGGGCACUAUCUGCUAGUUUUUGCCCUGUGUUCAGCCUGCCUUUUCUGAUGGACACUGGAGACCCUGUCCCUGCCAAGGUAGCUGUGUUCAGAGACCACUUGUGUUUCGGUUAUGCCAGAGAUUGAAAAGAUGUUAUGUUUAUUAUAAAGUGAUGUUUUGUUGAAAA